Molecule: messenger RNA, 2332 nt
Organism: Nylanderia fulva
Lineage: Eukaryota; Metazoa; Arthropoda; Insecta; Hymenoptera; Formicidae
Gene: l(2)dtl
Product: WD40 domain-containing protein denticleless
Biological process (GO): mitotic G2 DNA damage checkpoint signaling; proteasome-mediated ubiquitin-dependent protein catabolic process
Cellular component (GO): nucleus
Molecular function (GO): protein binding; protein-macromolecule adaptor activity
Source: RefSeq, a predicted model, not a curated record
AUUUUAAUUAGACUAUCCCUCGAAUCUUUCUCUAUUCGAUGGCCAAUCGUGCGACUUGAAAACAAACACAACCUACAAAAAUAAUUGCGCGAAAUAAGAUUUCCCGCGUAUAUAUGUAUAUGACAUCGUGCGUGUAAACAAUAACUUGAAGUAGUUUUGAAAAUAAUUUUAUAACGUAUAUUGAUGCGGUGAAAGAUGAAUAUAACAAAUGCUGUUCAAAGACGAGAACGUGGAUUUGGAUUGAUACAUGAUUAUGACAUCGCUCUUUAUCGCUUGAAAUGUCACUCUGAUGAUCUUUAUCGUGGAGUAGCACCAAAUGUAAAUGCUCCUGAUUAUAAUCCUGAGCCACCAGUGUUUGCAUGCCGUUUUUGCACCACGCCAGGAUACGAGGAAGUGCUCGCUUUAGCAAACGAAGAUGGAAAAAUUGCCAUUCAAGAUACAAAAAUUAAACAAAACUCUAAUCAACCAUUGGGAGGAACACAGGCACAUUGUAACGCUAUCUUUGAUAUUGCAUGGAUGCCUGGGGAAUUAAAACUGGUUACAGCAUCAGGAGAUCAUACAGCACGUUUAUUGGAUGUUUCUAGACCUGAAAUAAAAGAAAUUAAUUGUUUUCAUGCACACACGCGAAGUGUAAAAACAGCAGUGUUUCGUUAUCAGGACAAAGCGGUCUUUGCAACGGGUGCCAGAGAUGGCUUUAUUAUGAUAUGGGAUAUUAGAGCCAACCAUACCGAUCAACCUAAGCCAGAUAACUGCAUUGCUAAUGCACACAGUAUUGUUACUACAGGCCAUACGAAACGGAAGGCAUAUAGUCGAGCGCAAAGUAUUACUGGUUUAGUAUUCCAAGAUGAUUUUACAUUACUCUCAUGUGCUGCAGGCGAUGGUUUAAUAAAGGUGUGGGAUUUGCGGAAGAAUUACACUGUCCACAAGAAAGAACCAGCAGCAAAGCAUCUGAUGAAUUACGCGGGAAAUAGUACUAGGAACGGCUUCUCUUCGUUGUUGAUAUGUCCAGCUAGAAUUACAUUGUAUGCAAGUUGCAUGGAUAAUAUUGUAUAUGCUUAUAACAUAUCGUCAUAUAAUCGCAAACCAGUGGCAGAAUAUUAUGGUCAUCAAAAUCGUACAUACUAUGUAAAGACUUGUUUGAGUUCUGAUGGCCGCUAUCUUGCCAGUGGAUCUAGUGAUGAAUUGGCGUAUAUUUGGCACACUAAUAGACCGGGAAUACCAUUAGUUAAACUUUGCGGCCACACAGAAGAGGUGACUUGUAUUGCAUGGUGUAGUGUUGGCGAAACUAAGAUAGUAACUUGCUCUGAUGAUUCUCGCCACAGAAUAUGGAAGGUUGGUUUGGAACACGAAAUAGAAAACGAAGAAAUAAAAAUAUGUGGCCGAGCCGAAAUUGUAGAAAAAUAUUCAUUAGAAAAUAUGAAAAUAGAAACUACCCCAACUACUUCUCGACGUUCGAUCACCUAUCAUGAAACUACACCAAGUUCAGAUAACACUUCAGUUGCAACUCCAGAAUCUAGUAAUGAAGACUAUCAGAGAGACAAGCACAUUCCUGUUAAACGUAGUUACCUGCAAAUGACAAUGGGCUCGAGAUCUGAGGGAAAACGAAAAUAUAUCUUAUCUCCUAUUCAUGAAAAUCACGAGAGUAUCGCAAAACGAGUUCAUACAGAUAAUCGUGGUAUGCGAAGGCUAUUUAGUUCUGGCGUCGAAACUGCUACUACUUCGAACAGAGACUACGAUUCGGAUGAGCCCAGCACAAGCCAAUUUAUUCCAAACAGGACUGAAGAAACUCCUUUCUCGCCUACAUCAAACUUGCCAAAUUUUGUGAUAGACGGUACAGCGCCGCAUUUGUUAGAGAUUUCACCACAAAAAUACAAGGAGAAUGUUGAUUGGUUGACAAAAAUUAGAAAAGAAAGAUAUGAACAGAGCAAGAGUCAAGAAUCAAUUCCGUCUACUCCUAAGACUCAAGUGACUCCCAGUGGAAGAAGAUCCAAGAGGUCGCGAUCGACUGAACCUCAAAAAGUGACAAAACCAACAAAAAGUGUUUCUUUAUUAAACUUUUUCAAAGUUACGAGUAAGGAUUGCGAAAAGAAUUCUUGUUCGGAAAAUAGUAGUAUUAUACCAUCAUCGAAUAUAUCUUAAAAAGAUAAAUGACAAUAGAAUAGAUAGAAAUUAUAAUAGAUUCACGAUUUUGGAAUUCUUUUUCUAUCUAUUAUCUUGCAGUCUGCAGAGAUCCCGGUUAUUAUAAUAUUUAAAGUAUUGUCUUAUUUAAGCCAAAUCUCGUUACAAAAGAAUUUUUAAAUAUAGAUGACCUUCAGGGGCCUUUGAAACAUUA